GGGAGGCCGGCCUGGCUGGGCGAGGCGGGCUUGCCGGGCCCCGCCGAGCUGCGGUGCGGCGUGUGCGGGCAGCCGUGCGCUUUCCUGCUGCAGCUUUACGCGCCCCUCCUGGACCGGCCCGACGCCUUCCACCGCAGCCUUUUCCUCUUCGGCUGCCGCCGGCCCUCCUGCUACCGCCUCGCCGGCCCCGCGCCGGGCUGCCUGAAAGUGCUUCGGAAUCAGUUGCCAAGGAAGAAUGACACCUACUCUUACGAUCCACCACCUGAAGAGCCACCCGUGGAGCCGCCUUUGCCCUGUGGGAAUCUGCAGCUGAAAUGUGGCGCUAAGCUGUGCAGAGUCUGUGGGUGCUUGGCUCCCAAAAGGUGCUCCAAAUGUCACAGCGCUCAUUACUGCAGCCAGGAUCACCAGAUUAAGGACUGGAAAGCAGGACAUAAAGUAUCAUGCUCACAGCCUGAUGCAUUGAACAGUGUGAUUCCAGAUCACAAUUUUCUUUUUCCGGAAUAUGAAAUUGUAAGAGAGCCAGAGGAAAUAGAUGCCUUGAAUAUUAAUGAAACAGAACAAGAAGAUUUGGACAAGAAUAAAGCAGCAUCUACAGAUGAAACAUUUGACUCUGUGGAUGAGAAUUUCUUGGAAGCAAUGGCAAAACAUGAAACUCAAGAUGACAAGAUUUUUCAAAAGUUUAAAGAGAGAAUAUCUUUGGAUCCAGAACAGAUUAUCAGAUACUGUAGAGAUGGAGAAGGUCCCCUUUGGAUUUCAGGGGAAAACAUUCCUCAAGAGACAGAUAUUCCUGACUGUUUAUGUGGCGCUAAACGAAUAUUUGAAUUCCAGGUCAUGCCACAGCUGCUGAAUCACCUUAAAGUUGACAGCCUUGAAGAAAGCAUUGACUGGGGAACACUGGCUAUCUACACGUGUGCUAAGAGCUGUAAUAUGAGCAGCCAUUACGUUGAAGAGUUCAUCUGGAAGCAAGACAUCUCUAGCUCAGUUUAAUUUCUAGAAUUAAACUUCUAACAUUUAAACAGCA
Messenger RNA from Pogona vitticeps (central bearded dragon), 1021 nucleotides. It is a transcript of the gene PDCD2, whose product is annotated as programmed cell death 2. Gene Ontology annotation, cellular component: nucleus; cytoplasm. The record is from RefSeq and is a predicted model, not a curated record. NCBI's taxonomy places the organism in Eukaryota, Metazoa, Chordata, Lepidosauria, Squamata, Agamidae.